GUCCGUCUCUCUCCCUCUCUGAAAAGCUGUCCUGUAUCCCUUUGUAUAACGCGCGGGUGCCAGUGCGAACCACUUGGACGUACAACCGACCCGUAAAAAGUUCCGAAGGCUCAAGCGGAGAUUGAAAUAGCAUCACUCCGACUAGGCCCUGCAACGAAAGCUUACACACUCGGUGUCGUCUGCUGCCGUCUGCUUCUCGUCUGCUACACGCUCCCGGCCCCGUCGUCCUGCUCUCAUCGUCGUCUGCGGCAACGUUCCGCGCCGCUCGUCGGGCCAUGAAGAUGGCCAACGAGUGCGGCGCAUCGACGCAGCCGGCGGCAGCGCCGGCCGGUCAGGCGGCUACAACCCUGGCCGGAGGUGGGAAUAGCUCGACCAAGAACAAUAACAACAACAAGGACGGUGGCGGUGUGGCAGGAGUGGACACCAUGCCGGGGGGGAUGCCGUUCGACACCGCCAAGGCCAAGAUAUACGAGACCAAGCGGCACAAGAAGAUCGUGCGCCUCAUGACGGUCAUGGCGUACGUUCUCUCUGUCUCGCUCGCGGCGAUCGUGCUGUCGAUGUACUACGUGUUUCUAUGGGAUCCCAACAUGCGUUCGGAGCUCCCGCAGUCGUCGUCGGACCGCGAAACGGGCCGCAUGACGGCGUUUGCGCCAUCAUCGUCUGCUACGAACGAGACGGACUGUUCGCAGCUAUCGUCUGCUCCGCAGAAGGCGGCGAGAGUUCCUACGGCCACCACUACGGCGUCGAAGAUCAACGACGAGCCUACCGUUGUCGACGCGACAGUAGGGUAUGACGUCGCUGCUGGGGAUGCGUCCCCUUCGGAGAUUUCGUUCGGCGAGCUUCCGCUCUCAGAGAACGCGACGGACACCACGUCGUCGUGGGUCGAAGAAGCCGACGGUACUGCCACGUCGUUUGCGCCGACUUCUUCCGCGGACGCCGUGGAUGCGGAAGAAAAGUCCACUGCUUCCGUCGCGAGAUGAGGGAACAAGACAACAACGUCUGCCCCGCGAACUCCUGCCACGCGGGACAUCAUUGGAGCAUGUGAACCAGUGACGUCACAAGAGGGUGGACACGCGAGGAACGAUCGACAAGGCUGAUCUCGUCCCCUUUUGUGUGUGCUGUUUCUGUUCCCUAUUUUUUUCUUCUCUCGUUCACCGUCAUUCUGCUAAAGGCACGGAGGACGGAAACAUUGACUAGCAGGAAGCGUCACGUGACAACCUUGAAGCGCAUGAAGCCAAAAUAGGCAAUGACGCCAACAAACGCAUAGGGAAAGUUAAGUGUUUUUUUUUUUCUUUUCUGAGGUGUAUAAUCAACUGCGGAUUACAGUUAAAUGUGCGAUAACCUUCAUUCUUGAGAGCGUUAAGCCUCUUCAGAGAAGAUCUCUCGGGAGCUGUUUUCUUUUUUAACGCGGUGGCCUUGAUGGCGUGUGCAGUAGGGAUUUGCCAGCGUUGCUGGCACUGAAUUCUUAGGCUGCCAGCAGGUGUACUAGUUGACUGACGUCGUGCUCCUUUCCCAGUUCUUUCCCUCCUCCGUGGCAUAAAGUGCACAUACCGUCUUUAUCGCUAAGAAGUUAUUCCUGCGCAACAAAAACAGCACUAGAUAUUCUGUAGUACGCGUAUACUACGAAGCGAGGUGAUCUUUCGCCUCAAUGUAUAUUUUUGAUCCCUCCCUCCCCGCGUGGUUUAUACGCUUUGUCCACUUUAGAUAUUUUGCCUGUUUCCGCAGUGAACGAGAGGGCGGCCACAAAAAAAAAAAAAUGCUUGCCCACGUUUCAAAGUCCCGCAUUACCUCGUAGACACCUUUCGCAGAUACCACUUCCACGGCACGCUGAUUUAGUGCCAGCGGAACUGUAGGUGUGACGAAAGCAGUGACACGAGCGCCAGCCAUAGGAGUUAUUUUCACGUCGUGUAGCCUUUUUGACAGGCACUGACACAAUUCCGGUCGCUUCAGCGAGGCUUCGUACUCGGAGGUAAUACGCCGCGCAAGAAAGUGAAAGUAGUAUAUUCUUGAAAGUGAGGCUUAUAUCGAGACUGUGCCUGUACUCUUAAAAAUCGCGACUAGAGAGAGAUAUUUAUUACAUAGGAAAAGCUGAGAGGUCGGCCUGAAUCAAUGUUCCGACCUGCUACGCGACUACGUGCUAAGAGUGAUCAGCAUACGAACUUCGCUUAGGGCAGAAGGCUGCCUUUUGGCGUCGAAUGACUUUAAAGGAAGUAUCGGAUAUUAUCCAAUGCGAAGAAAGACGGCGAUCGGCGUCUUUCCGGUACGUGGAUCGGUACACUCCCUGGCCCAAUUGACUGUAAGCCGCGCAACCUUCGCCUCCCGUCGGAAGUCAAGCCUCGUUAUAACGAAAUCGGGCGUUUCAACUCCCUCUUUAUAACGAAGCGACGCUAAUCGUGUUGUAAACCGCUACAUAGCAACAUCUCGAAACAAACAGCUGGUAAAAAUGAUAUGGCCUACGGGAGCAGAACCAGCUGUGUCUACAUAAUUCGUCCAUAUCAUUCAUGCGGCUCUUUGUUCGUAAUUACGAUCGAUUACAAACGACACCGUCCGGCUAUCCUGGCCCCUUUCUCUGCGAAGCCGUGUACAACCCUCAAAAGAAGCAGAUUAAAUUUCAGCACGCCGAGGCAUUCGCUGGUCGCUACACCCGAUUUCGUCAAAGCGAGAUGGCACGUAGCAUUAAUUAGCGAAAUGAAAGCUGUGGAGAUUCGAGUUUGUACACUUGUCUUAUCUUCUGUAUCUUAUCGUUCAAUUUUAUUAUCAGGGGCUUCGAAAAAAAUGCGAAUGACAUGAGGCAGGUUGCGCUACCGGUGCCUUACUGUAAGGACACCAAAAUUAAAUGGUUAAGCCUAUAAAUUGACUUGGUUAUUUAUUCUGCAUAGUACCAAGACACAUAUAGGCACUACCUAAUAAAGUUGUAACGUGAGAAAGAAAAAUGCGCGGCAAUAAAGUACAAUACUACUAGUGUCUCAUUCCUGAAAGCAGUUGGAAGAAUUAUGCGCAUCGUGAAAAGUUAUGAAGCACUAUAGAUUAAAAAAAGAAGAGAAAUGAACGCAAGGAACGGACCGCACUUUCGGCAGCGGCCAUUUUGCCAACGCUAAUAUUUACCCUGCCUGCCCGCUCCCGCGAACUCGGGCGAAAGCCCUUCAACGUACGACGGAUAUAUUUAGCACCCACUCGUGGAAAAAGAAAAACAAAAACAAAUGCAAAGCCGCAACAAACGUUGAAGAAACUGUAAAGGUUCCACGACUUCGCAUUCGUUUACCAACGCGACGUUAAUUACUACGCGAGGGGCCCUCCACGUCACCUUUCAGCAUAGGCGGUAAUGAUGUGACAGCCAUAUUGACGAAUGUCGCGAAGAAUGCUGCGUCGAAUCCUCGCCUGGCCUCUCUCUGUAUAUGAGCAACCUGCACGUUCCGGGUCCGGGCUGCGAGGCGGUUUCCAUUGUAAAACUGGCCCGGCUAUUUGGGAGGCGUUAGGAAACGUGAAUAUCCUGAAUUUGUUUUUUUAGUGACGUUGUGGGAAUGAGUUUGCGAAAUCGAGAAUUGGCCAAGGCAGUUGCCGAUCGACGGCAACUGCCUUGGCCUGAGCGCGGAAGGCGAGUGCGGUUAAGCUCUAAGAAAGAGAGAGAGAGAGAAAUAUAGUAACGACUCAUGUACGAAGAUAUUUAUUUUUAUGCCGGGAGUGUUUUAACGGCAGAUAUUUCGAACCGACUAAAGUGCGAAUACUAAAACAAAUUGUUGUUUCGAAUAUAAGAUCGAAUACUCAGCGCUUAUAAGUAACUAAGGCUGAGCAGUUACAAGUCUGUGCACUCGUAACACGCAUUUUAAGAGAUGACAGGAUGGAAGAUAGAACGAAGCUUCUAAUUUUGGCAACUGGGCAGCUUGCAAAUGAGGAACACAUUAGUGAUAGUCGAUCCCUCGUCGUACGAUCAUAAUGAGGUUGCAGUAAUAUAACAAAAGUUCAUCAACAACAAAACAUCAACAUCAACAAAACAACAUCAACAAAAGCACAUCAUUUGUUCUUGCAUUCUUCUACCUAACCCCUUCUUUAUUUUUUUUCUUUCAUUCAGAAGCUUCCAGAACUUACAUAUGUUCCACGUCGUCUCAUGUCCCUUACUAAUUUUCUCGUAGCAUCAGAUACCGCCGUUUGUUCUUUCUGCGCCAAGCUGCAGGGAAGCAUUGCGGCUUUUGCAGUGGGGUGACACGGUAUAUCAACCAGUGGCAUGCGCGCGUCGUCCUCUGGUGAUUUCGAAUGAUAGACGCCUGUAUAUAUGCAUCAGAAUUUCCAAGCAAGCAUGCGAUACCAUUCCCAUUCCCGAGUCGAUUCAAUCUGUUGAGAAUAAGACUACAUUUUUUGACGCACUCGGCAACUUAGGGAACCACUUAGCACCGAAAUUAAACGGCGAAUGCGCAUACACUCAUCCGUAUUACAGUGAAGCAGUAUAUAACUCGGAUCCAGGGAAUUCUUCGUCUACGUCGACAGAACAGUCGACAGAAAACCAGUCCAUGAAUUGAAGCGAAAAGUGCCUAUAUGUUCAUUGGAAUUACGCAUGCAAUACACAUCCCAGUGUUCGUUUCAAUAUAUGAUUGCUGAUAAGGCACGUUCCAACAAUACGAAGCACGUAGCAUUCGCCGCAUGCGUUUCCCGGUAAAGAUUACGGUGACAUAGCUGCAGUUGCCUAGAAGCGGCAACUGUAGCAUACGAAUAAGGGAGUGGCGUCACUACACUUUAUAUAAAAAAAGAACCUGCCAAGCGAUUGACUUCAUUUGUGCUGCAAUAGCGCUAUGGAAAGGCCACGCAUAGUUAGGACUCCCGAAGAGCCGAGUGAUCACGAUGAGCGGCGACGGGAACAGCAACGCCAACAUGCACAACGGCGUCGUGCAUGCUCAGGCUCGGCAGGACCCAGUGGCUCCAAUCGUUCGAGGCUACGUCACAUUCGUCUGCCGAAUCAGGUGAUACUGCAGCCAACCACCUUCACAGCGUGGAUAGGAGGCAAAUUUUUUUUAAUGCAUCAUCGUUACAACGCUCACGCGAACGAAAAUCCGGCGGCGUCCGUCGGGUACCUCGUGGUGUGAGAGAAAAAGAGAAGUAUGUGACGUCACAAAUAGAGAGUAGGUACGAAUGAGGAAAAGGAGGCGAGAGAGGGCGAUGUGUCGGCACACCUUAGGAGCCAAUAGGAAUACAGGGGGCGACUGACGGCGCACUUUGGAGCUCACGGCUGGCAAGGCGGCCAGGGUAGGGUUAGGAAAUAGCGCUGCGGGCUGCGGACUAGGCGGAUUGCCUGUGGCGUUUGACAGGUUCAGACAUGUGUUUCGAAUGCGCGCGUCUUCGAAUACAGUUUAAAAUGGACGCAGUGCCGUGGGCGAGUGGCUUGCGAAGGGUUAAUGCCAACAGUACAUUUCCGUCAGAUCAACCGAUUGAUCGACCGUAUUAGUCUCCCGUAUAUGGUCGAGGUAAUAACACCGACCUCCUGCCACUGUACCUGUUAUAAAGGCGAGCUGCUUAUAGCGUAGUUAGUGUUCCGGCCACGUAAGGUAUAGUGGAAUGUAGCAAUUAGGUUGGCACUGGCGGAUCACCGUGCGGUAAUAUGGACUUGAAGGUUCGCGCAUUACCUCCCGUGUGUGCACACUCCUCUUGCAAAGUGGACUUAUCGCAUUGCUAUCUCGGUUCGUCUUGUUGCAAGGAAAGCACUUUGUUCGGCCUGCAUGAGAUCAAAACAAGUGUACUCAGUUACGAGAAUUUCACCUUCGCAGUCUGCGUUUUCUGCCUAAGUAGUUUCACAUUGCGGGUGUUUUUGUGUGUACAUGACGAAUGAACAAAACUAAAUUCACCGUUUUUUUUUUCUCGCGAAAUAAACAACUGUUUGCGGAAACCUUUGAACAAUACUGAACCUCAAGAACAGCGAGGGUUACCGCAAUGGUAAGCAGCAUACAACUCCUAUCUCGUAGUGUACAAAGUCAAUUUUUGGGGGCAUGCCGGUCGCGCUUUCGAAACAGAGAAGAUUUAUUUGUAUUUUUUUUAACUUUCACGACGCGGCAAGAGUUUUGUUUUGCGCCACAGUCAAUUCCGGAAGUAUUGACUGUCAUACUGCCAAUGAAUGACAGCCGUGAUUAUUCAGGACAGGUUCUAUAGACACAUAUGCUUCUCUAGCGUACACUUCGUUAAAAGUUCCAAAUACCGCAUUAAGAUAGAGACGCAAAGCACUCACGACGAGUGGUGAUAUUCCAGCUACAAGUUUUGUGAGUGAACAGUCUGCGAUUUUAUAUGUUCUUUCAGGGUAACGGUGGUUGCCUAUCCUGCCGUUGAAGGACAUGUGUGAUACUGUAAUCACGUUACAGCUGCUGUUCCUGUUGUGCAUGUACCAUCUGAUAACUACGAAUAAAGGAGAGAGAAAAAAACAGA
Molecule: messenger RNA, 6402 nt
Organism: Dermacentor andersoni
Lineage: Eukaryota; Metazoa; Arthropoda; Arachnida; Ixodida; Ixodidae
Gene: inaF-D
Product: trp-interacting inaF-D
Source: RefSeq, a predicted model, not a curated record